AUGGGUUCCAUGCACGAGGCAGGAUCCCGUCCUGCUGCGGGUGCUGAUAUGGACACAGAUCGUGUACAUCCUGAAGCUGUUUCCGAUAACGAGCGUGACUUUGAGAAGCAGGACUCGAAACCAGAGUAUCAGGAUGCAUUUGGGGACGAGGAGUAUGCCGAGGUGAAGUACAAGACUUUAAGUUGGUGCGUCUUUUCAGCGGUUCUGAUCGUCAUGAUUGCCGUUGGUGUCCAACGUCCAUGGCACGGCGGUCUCAAUGCUACUGUGGAUACAAAUUUAUACAAGGCUUUUCUUGCAGUCUGCAAUAUCGUCUUUUCAUUCUGUAGGCUGUUCCUCCACUUCAGCUCAUUCAUGGAUCGCACUAACAAAACAGCCGGCCACGUCGCCUUCUUCGGCUUCAUGGCCGAACUGAGAAAUCCCCGUGACUACCCCAAGUCGCUCUUCCUGCUGCAAGGCAUCGACACAUGCUUGUACAUCAUCGCUGCGGUAGUGAUCUACUGCUAUGCUGGUGACGACGUGACCUCACCGGCGCUAGGCUCUGCCUCAACUAUCGUGAAGAAGGUGGCGUACGGAAUCGCCUUGCCGACUAUCAUCAUCGGAGGCGUGGUGAACGGCCACGUCGCAUGCAAGUACAUCUACGUGCGGAUGUGGCGCCAUAGCGACCGCAUGCAUAAGCGCGACCUUGUUGCGACCGGUUCAUGGGUGUUGAUUGGGCUGGCGACUUGGAUUGUGGCUUGGAUUAUUGCCGAGGCUAUCCCGGUGUUCAACAAUCUGUUGAGUCUGGUGCGCGAAGUACUCGUGGUUAUUUGCACCAUGAUAUGGGAAAGGGUUCUCAUCGCACCAUCGGUGACUGCUUUCAGGCAACCGGGGACACCCGACCAGCCCACGGAACAUUUGUUUCCGCUUGCGCUCUUUGUCGCGACCCGCGACCCGCGAUCCAUUGGAUGA
Molecule: messenger RNA, 948 nt
Organism: Aspergillus fumigatus Af293
Lineage: Eukaryota; Fungi; Ascomycota; Eurotiomycetes; Eurotiales; Aspergillaceae
Source: RefSeq, a predicted model, not a curated record